UAUAAAUUUACUCUAAAGUUAAUCCACAACACAAUCUGGUCGGCGAACUAAAGUGAACUUGUAUGCUUUCGUUUGUGUUUUGUUUAAUUCCUAUUUCUUAAACAUUAUUAAUAACAUUGUUUUCAGCCAUAUAUGUCUAAACUUUUUUUUGUUAAUCUUGGUUAAGAUUUAGUUUAAUAGUUUUUUUUUGUGUGUUUAAAAAGGUGUACUAAAUGUCAAGAUUUGAACUCCCGUUUCAUACCCCUCUUCCACCAACCCUCAUCUUUCUCUCUCUCUCUCUGUCUCUUUCUUUCUCUCUCUAGGAUCAUAAGUAGAAACACCCAGAAGAUUUGAAAGAAGGUACGAUUGUCAUGGCGUCGAUGAUAGAUAACUCAUGUGAAGGGAUAUUAUUAUCACUAGAGUCCCACAAAUCAAUGCCUGCUCCUUUCCUCACUAAAACCUACCAAUUGGUUGAUGAUCCUUCAACUGAUCAUAUCGUUUCAUGGGGUGAAGACGACGCAACCUUCGUCGUCUGGCGGCCGCCGGAAUUCGCUCGCGAUCUUCUUCCGAAUUACUUCAAACACAACAACUUCUCCUCCUUCGUUCGCCAACUCAACACCUAUGGUUUUAGAAAAAUCGUCCCAGACAGAUGGGAGUUUGCGAAUGAGUUCUUCAAGAAAGGAGAAAAACAUAUGUUGUGUGAGAUCCACCGCCGGAAAACAUCACAGCCGCACGUUGGGUUAAACCACCACCAUUUCACGGGCAUUAACGGAGGAGGAAAUGGCUUCUUUUCUUAUCCAUCUACACGCGACAGCAUCUCCCCACCAAACUCCGACGACCACCUAUACUGUGACUCCCCACCACCUCUAUCUUCACCAACCACCACCGCCUCCGCAACAACAGCAGCUACGAUUUUCGGAAUCUUUCCGAACAACGGUAUUUCUAGCAACAUUAGAGGUAACUCCGUGACAGCGUUAUCAGAGGAUAACGAGAGGCUUCGGAGAAGCAAUAACAUGCUGAUGUCCGAACUCGCACACAUGCGAAAGCUUUACAACGAUGUUAUCUACUUCGUACAAAACCACGUGAAACCGGUGACACCAAGUAACACAUACCCUUCAUCUCUUCUCUUACCUUCAACAAACAACCCAUUAAUGGUGCAAAAGCAGCAGCAAACGACGUCUUUUUUCAAUAACGCGAAUGCAACGGUUGUGUACCCUAGUCAACCUCACCAGCUGGAGCUUUAUGAUUCGACAAUCAGAAACAUUGUAAGAGAUCAAGAUACAGUAAACAACGCUGCAAGAACGAAGCUUUUUGGAGUUCCGUUGUCGAAGAAGAGAGUGCACCCAGAGUACGGAAGUGCUAAUACAAUGGUGGAGACUCACAAAGCAAGAUUGAUUCUUGAAAAGGAUGAUUUAGGGUUGAAACUCAUGCCUCCUUCUCCUUGUUGAUUGUUAAUUUUUUUUUUUUUUCUUACUUUUUUGAACUUAUAAAGUUCAUUAGACUGUUUUUAGUUACUAAUCAAAGCCUGUUAUUCGUUAGUUUAUCUGGUCGUGAUGAUAUAUUGAAGUUGGGACAUGAUUUGUUGAUUUCUUCUUAUCUUUUUGCGUCUGCGG
Messenger RNA from Lactuca saligna, 1592 nucleotides. The record is from the annotation of a GenBank genome assembly. NCBI's taxonomy places the organism in Eukaryota, Viridiplantae, Streptophyta, Magnoliopsida, Asterales, Asteraceae.